Molecule: messenger RNA, 3358 nt
Organism: Drosophila miranda
Lineage: Eukaryota; Metazoa; Arthropoda; Insecta; Diptera; Drosophilidae
Product: transcription factor grauzone-like
Exons: 4
Coding region: 242-2203 (653 amino acids)
Cellular component (GO): nucleus
Molecular function (GO): zinc ion binding
Source: RefSeq, a predicted model, not a curated record
UGACUUCAUCGACGAAAUUGAUGUAAAGCUAUAAACAGUACUCCAACAUCUUCUAUUCUUUGACUUGGCAAUUUCCACCUUCAAAAGGCGGGCGGCCAAAUAAUCCCACGCUACUCACGGGUUGUUUGGUAACUUAAACCAAAAAAAAAAAAAAAAAAAAAAUUUAGUAAAUAAAUAAUUGCAUUUACUAGCAAUUCAUUAAAUGGAGAUCAAUCUUCUGUAAAAAAGACUCAACAUCACAAUGGCCGAUGCAACGAUGUGUUUACUCUGCAUGUGUGAGUAUUCAUCAUCGUUUGGGGAGCUCAUUGGUGUACACUCCGCGAGAGGAAGCGAGCUGGAGGUAGCCAGGAUAAUAGGCAAACACUUUCCACUGAAAGUGACGGAAAAAAGUCCGGACCGGGUGUGCGGACGCUGCUGGAAAACAGUUUCAGAAUUUCACGCGCUACAUGAGUUUGUUAUCCAAGCACAGAGCUCUCUGCAGGAAACUAAGGUCCUGUUGAUGGAGGAUGAUCCGCUCACGCAAUGCCACUUAAUCGAGACCCCCAAAUUAGGGUGCGUGGAUGAUGUCAGAGCACAGGACCAACCAGAACUCGGCUGCGGGAGAAAUUUCUUCUAUCCCGAGGUGAAAAUAGAGGAGCAUGAGCUGGACCACUUACCUAGGAUUGAGAUCCUUGAAGCCACAGCAAACACACAGCCUGUCCAAGAGGAGUCUACCACUCCGGCAGCGCGGCGCUUGAGAAAGCGCGUUAAAGCUGAGGAUGGAGCAUUUAUUGAUAACGAAGAGGGGGCGGUCGAGCCGGCGGCAGCCGAGACAAAAAAAAGACGAGGCCGUCCACGCAAAGUGGACACUCCCAUUGAAUCCGCUGCCAAGACUGAAGAGGAUAUAUCACUGAUUCUUAAAUCAGAAGAGGAGGAAAACGAGUUUAUCGACGAAGAUCCAGAUUUCUGCUUCAACAUCGACGAUGGCCUUGCGACAAGCGACCACAGUUUCGAUGACAACUCGGGAGGGAGUGAUGAAGACACCGACUCAGACUUUGAGUUAGACAAUAAAGAUAAGCUGGAGUUUGCUGUUGUACCCAAGAGAACUGUGGUGCGGCCCAAGAAAUACAAAAAGAGAACGAAGCCAUCUGAGCCGAAGGUGCGCAUGUCCCGAGAACUACUGGAACAACGCAAGAAGCAGCAGGAGGAAUACGACACCAUCAUUGGCAAGUUCUUCAACAGCGUGCUGGCAUGUCCGAUCUGCAAUCUGUCGGUACAAAACUUUACGGACAUGCAGCGACAUCAUCGUCUCACCCACCAGGUUGAUCCUGGCUACGUGAUGUGCUGCGGCCGCAAAUUCAGCCAACGAAAAGUUCUUGCGGAACAUGUACAGGUUCACUGGAACCCAGAGCACUUCAAGUGCGCCAUCUGCGAGAAAACAUUCCAGAACUCAAGGCACCUGGAGUCACAUAACCAGGUCCACAUGGAUCCGGCCGUCAAGCUAACCUUUAACUGCGACCUGUGCUCGAAGGUCUUUCUCAGCAAGACAGCCAUCGACUAUCACAAGUUAAACAAGCAUGUCCCUAAGUCCGAAUUUAAAUUUACAUGCAGCGUUUGCAGCAAGAAAUUCCUUACCGAGCGAAAACUUAAGAACCAUAUGAGUUCUAUGCAUGAUCCCGAGAGCACCAUCAUCUGCGACAAGUGCGGCAAGCAGAUGCGCACAAAAAUCAUCCUCAAGAAGCACCAGGAGCUAAUGCACUCGGACAAGCCGCGGCCCGAGCCGGAGCUGAAGCAAUGUCAGAUCUGCGGGGCCUGGCUCAAGGGCAUGACUGGCCUGAAGCAACAUAUGAAGAGCAUUCAUGUGGAGAGCGCUGGUGAGCACCGGUGCCACAUCUGUUCCAAGCUCUCGCCUAAUGCUCGAGCGCUUCGUCGUCACGUCUAUCACAAUCACGAGUGCGAACGCAAAUUCAAGUGCACCAUGUGCGAGAAGGCAUUUAAGCGUCCGCAAGAACUGAAGGAACACACGUCCACGCACACCGGCGAAGUACUCUAUACCUGUCCGAACUGUUCAAUGACAUUCUUCUGCAGCGCCAACAUGUACAAGCAUCGCCAGCGGCUGCACCGUGCCCAGUACGAGGCGGACAAAAACCAGCCAAAGCCGCCGAAUAUUCUCAAAAUAUCGCGAAAUGCCUCCUCGCAGAGCAAAACAAAACAGGAGAUUUGAGCAUUCAUCAUGAAGGAAAUUAAUGUAUAAAGGACACUUUCUUAGAGCAGCCGAAUGGGGAAACACUGCUGACGCGCUAUGUCCCUUUCAAGACACGGGAAGAUGUGCACAGAUCCCACGGGUUCUUGAGAAACAGAACCCAACCCGACAGCCAGACGUCUAAGCUAACACCUAAACUAAGCUAAAAGGAAUGUAUCGUAGGGAAUAAUAAACAGAGCAAACUGUGGGCUCUGUACUCCGAUGCAAUCAAUUGAUAACGAAACAAAGUUGGGAAUGUCUUUCUUUCUUUAUAAUUAUUUACAAGGAUGUCUUAAUUGCACCUUAUAUAACGCAAUGACAAUUACAUAGUUUCUGUUUUGUAUACACAUAUUAGGCAUAGUUUUAAAAUAUUUAUAUUUAGAUACUGUAUCUCUCUCACGAUUUGCUUAAAUUUGUUGCACACAACUUGCGGCCCAACAAUAGGAAAAACUGAAAAAAAAACUUUAUAUACUCUUACAAAUAUUAUUGUUCAUUUCGCCCGAUGCAAUCCCACCGAUCUGAUCCCUAUUCAGGCUCUCAUUGCAGCAACUGGCGGUGGUUAGGGAGUGGCUUUACACACUCAACACUCAGGGUUAGAGUUUGUAUAAAUAAAAUAAUAGUAGUUGUAGUAGAGACGAAACAAUAAGCAGAGCCACAAAAAUAGUCUGGCUGCGGGCGAUUCUCAUUGCGAUUAGUGUUGAAACAUGCGCGAAUAGUUAUUAACAUUUUGAUAUCUAGGCAACAUUUAUAAUUAGUUAUUUGUUUACUUUGGAUCAAUAUUUUGUUAGAUUAGCUUCCCACGGAACACCUCCUUUCUGCUUACAUUAGUUGUAGGGCAUGCUAUUGGUUGUUGGCUGCUGUUGGAUUGCUUUUUGUUAGUCACAGACACAGAAAAAGAUACAUAUACCGAGUGGAGCAGAAGCACGAAACGAGACAAAAGGCGUUUUAAAACAAAAUUUAACUCAAAUGUUUAUUGGAUUGCUACCAAACACAAAAGGAGACUGGAACGCCUGGGCUUUAACUACGUGUUAAACAUUCAUAUCAUUCAUCAUAUGGUAAUAAUCAUAGUACGGCAUUAGAACAACAUAAAAUACUGGUUUGCAAACUAAAGAUGGACAGGGGACAGGAUACAAAAUA